AUGUCGACCACCGCAUGUGCGCGAGUCCUCGCCAUUCCAGAGCUCCUCGAGAACAUCCUUCUUCACAUGGGAGAUACCUACAGCCAUCCAGAGCAGUACUUCAAGCUUCUCCGAGUCAGCCGCGACUUCAAGAACACCAUCGAGGGGUCGCCGAAAGUCCGGCGUCUCAUGUUCCUCUCGCCAUGCAAGGAGAACCGACCUUACGAGGCCGUCGAGUGGCUAAUGGCAAGGCUCGGAACCUAUGGAUACAUGGCAUAUGACGAAGAGCUCAUGGAACAUCACCACAACGGUUGCGGCGUUGUCACUCAAAGAAUGCCCGGAACAGGGAUUUCAAUCCGGAGCCUGAAAGAAAGCCUAGCACGAUUCCACCGAGUAGGCGGCGACCGAGUCCAAGCGUCUUGGCGUCGGAUGAAGAUGAGCUCUGCGACGAAUUCAAGGCCAAUCCAAGUCGUGUUUCAUAUUCAGAUGGCCAACAGGACCGUGCCUGUGGGCCCGGCUCAGAAGAUGAUGGCUAAGUGGCGUUUUGACGGAGAUCAGAGACUGGAGGAUCUCUUCCGAAAAUGGUCAGAUCUUCUGGAUGUGAUCGGGAAGUGGACGGCGAAGAACGAUGGGAUGCAGCGGAAGCAUGAGCAGGAGAAUCGCGACCUCCUUGCGGAUGGACGCAGUCAGGUGAGCGGUCAUCUGGCCUGA
This is a messenger RNA of Fulvia fulva, 690 nucleotides long. RefSeq lists its product as uncharacterized. The record is from RefSeq and is a predicted model, not a curated record. The transcript has a single exon. Bases 1 to 690 code for a protein of 229 amino acids. NCBI's taxonomy places the organism in Eukaryota, Fungi, Ascomycota, Dothideomycetes, Mycosphaerellales, Mycosphaerellaceae.